AUGGAUCCCGAUAUUAUGAUCGAAGAGCAAGGGGAGAUGACGACCACAUCCCCUUACAGUUUGUCACCUACAAAUCAAAGUUGGCACAACAGCACAGAAAAUAGUCUUAAUGUCUACUAUUUCUACGAUUCGGUCCAAUUCACUGUGAUGUGGGUGUUAUUCGUGUUGAUCGUUGUGCUAAACUCGUCGGUCAUCGCCGCAUUGCUGUGCACCAAUGCAAGGAAGAGCCGGAUGAAUUUCUUUAUCAUGCAGUUGGCUAUUGCAGAUUUGUUCGUAGGUUUGAUAUACGUGUUCGCGGAUAUUGUGCAAAAAAUUACGAUAGCGUGGCUGGCUGGUGAAAUCAUGUGCAAACUAGUGAAAUUUCUACAGGCAGUGGUUAUGUAUGCAUCUACAUAUGUUUUAGUUGCACUGAGUAUAGACCGAUGUGACGCUAUCACCAAUCCGAUGAAUUUCUCUGGCAGUUGGAAUCGUGCACGGGGUCUCAUUGUAUCAGCGUGGCUUAUUAGCGUUGUGUUUUCCAUCCCUAUACUUGUGUUAUAUCAAGUGAAGGAAAUACAAGGUCAGCUACAAUGUUGGAUAGAUUUAGGAGAGUCGCGGAAUUGGCAAAUUUGGAUGACAUUGGUGUCAAUAAUGAUAUUUGUAUUGCCGGCACUGACUAUAGCUGCUUGCUACGCGGUCAUUGUCCUUACGAUAUGGACGAAGAGCAAGGCUGUGGUCAUGAGCCCUCCUGUUAAUUCUAGAAGGACGAAAACCCUUAGAAAUGGGCAGGUGGAAUGUGACCCGGAUUCUCGGCGCGCCAGCUCCAGAGGAUUAAUACCUAGAGCUAAAAUCAAAAGCGUCAAAAUGACUUUUGUCAUUGUUUUUGUAUUCGUCCUCUGUUGGUCACCGUACAUCGUGUUCGACCUGCUCCAAGUGUACGAUCAAAUACCAAUGACCCAGACGAACAUGGCCAUCGCCACCCUCAUCCAAAGCUUGGCGCCCCUCAAUUCUGCUGCCAACCCUUUGAUAUGCUGCAUGUUUUCUCCACACAUUUAUACCAGUUUAAGACGAGUGCCUCCAUACCGCUGGAUAUGGUGCGGUAGGAAGAGACGACGUCACGUGCGCGGGACGGUGCGUUCCCGAUCUGACUCUACCGCUAAUUCUGAUCUUCUAAGCUCAACUCACGCGAGGCGGUCGCACUCUAUAGCUACAAUAUUAAACCGAACACGUAGCAGCAGUAUGUCUCGUGCGCAGGAGCAACGUCGCACGCAGCUCCUUGUUCUCAUACCGCCGCGAGAC
Messenger RNA from Brenthis ino (lesser marbled fritillary), 1278 nucleotides. Lineage: Eukaryota; Metazoa; Arthropoda; Insecta; Lepidoptera; Nymphalidae. The record is from the annotation of a GenBank genome assembly.